This is a messenger RNA of Wyeomyia smithii (pitcher-plant mosquito), 1211 nucleotides long. RefSeq names its product U-scoloptoxin(05)-Sm1a (gene bou). Lineage: Eukaryota; Metazoa; Arthropoda; Insecta; Diptera; Culicidae. The transcript is spliced from 4 exons. Bases 402 to 983 code for a protein of 193 amino acids. The record is from RefSeq and is a predicted model, not a curated record. Gene Ontology annotation, biological process: positive regulation of voltage-gated potassium channel activity; regulation of synaptic transmission, cholinergic; sleep.
GAAUCAGUCUAUGAGUUUGUUUUGGUCUGUUCGCACGUGUGUUGUGCGGAGUCCAUUCUUCAGUCAGUAUACGUGUAUGAAUGAAAUAAGCGCAGCAACGGUAGUGGUUGUGGAUAGGUGAUCGUACAUUUGCUGUGUAGUUGAAGCUUAGCUGAAUGAUCAAUGAAGAAACAAGUGGUUUGAAUUGUUGAAAUAUAUAAUGUGGAUUUAUUAAAGUAAAAAGCUUAGUUUAGUGUUACCGGUACUGCACCAUCUUCACAUAAUCUGAAAUUCACAAGAUAAAAGUUUAAAUUUUGGAUUUCACCGCAGCCAAAAGGAUUACGCCGAACAUUUCGUGCACGCCCAGUGCCAGACCCAUCGUAGUGAGAACGAUAAAAAGCUUCAGCAUUCAGGAUACAAAAAUGCACCGAAUAUUGAUUGCAACCAUCCUAUAUGUAACAUUUAUUAAAACUGCUGUCGCUAUCGAGUGCUACGUGUGCAAUGGAACCGAUUCAGCCAGCCCCUUCCAGUGCAGCGAGUGGUUCGAACGUUUCGACAAACCGGACCUAAAGCCGCAGGAUUGCUCCAACGUGUACGGAGCCAAGUAUUGCAUUAAGCACAUUGGUCGCUUUGAAGCGCUUGGAAUCCUGUGUUAUCAAUGCUCAUCGGCACAUUCGAUGUACUGUUCCGAUAUGCUGGUGGCGGACGAGGCAUCUCCGUUCAAGCCGGAACCGUGCGAUCAUGUGUUCGAGGCGGAGUACUGCGUCAAAUCGACGGCGAUGCAUGGUGGCAUUGGAGCCAAAAGAUACUGUUCCUCGCGUGAUUUGGGCAACUACUGUAACUACGUGCGCAACCCCGGUGAUAAGAUUGAAUAUCGAUCCUGCAUUUUCACAUGUGACACGGAUGGCUGUAAUAGCGCACAUCGGUUAUCCUUAUCUAAACAUACCGCCAUAUUAGGUGCGAUUGUACUUCUAGUAUCCCCAUUGUGGUUCGUACGGCAAUAGUUAUGUGCCAUGUACAACAUUCUAGGUUAGGUGCACAGUUCACUGUUAAGUUCUUUGUAGAUGAUACAUGAACGGGUACCGGUCCGUCCUCAGCAGAAAACAUACUAGAAUCUUCCUUUUGGUUUGAAUCUGUUCCGUCCUAGUAACGACUUCUCGGAAUAAAAUAUCGUAUUUCAAAAUAGUAGUUAGUUAACGUUUUAAGAGAGACAAUAAAUUCAUUAGAAAACA